Messenger RNA from Ictalurus punctatus (channel catfish), 3661 nucleotides. RefSeq names its product PDZ domain containing 7b (gene pdzd7b). The coding region runs from base 233 to 2719 and encodes 828 amino acids. Gene Ontology annotation, biological process: sensory perception of sound; auditory receptor cell stereocilium organization. Gene Ontology annotation, molecular function: protein binding. The transcript is spliced from 16 exons. Gene Ontology annotation, cellular component: stereocilia ankle link complex; plasma membrane; cilium. Lineage: Eukaryota; Metazoa; Chordata; Actinopteri; Siluriformes; Ictaluridae. The record is from RefSeq and is a predicted model, not a curated record.
CCAACCAAUCAGCGGUAGUAGGCGGGGCUUAUGAACGGCCAUAGGAAUGAAUGGAGCAGUCAUUUGUCCUUUUCAGCAAAGGUAGUGUUUAGUUUAGGUUCUGAUCACCUAAAUAAGUGCACAUGGACAAAUAUCUGGGAUUUUGAGGAGAUAGAGGAUGGAAAUGAGGCAGGAUUACAACAGGACAUCUUGUUGACCCUUACACACACACACACACACACAAACACACGCUAUGGGGAGUCCACAGCGGCCCAUAACCCCGCACCAGGAUCACCACAGAACCAGAUCUCUAUCUCCAACACAAAGGCCAGCUGUCGGAAACACCAUCAUAGAGGGUGAUUUGCAUGGGGAGACAGUGACAGUAACAGUGGAUCAGACAGAAGACGGUCAUUUGGGCUUCAGUGUUCGUGGAGGAGCCGAACAUGGCCUCAACAUCUUCAUCAGCAAAGUGGAGUACAACAGUGCUGCAGAGCAGGCAGGUCUGUGUGUGGGGGAUAAGCUCCUGGAGGUGAAUGGUAUCAGUCUGGAGAACAUCAGCAUGAGCAGUGCUGUGAAAGUGCUGACGGGCCACCGCCGCCUCCGAUUGGUCCUCCAGAGAGUGGGGCGGGUCCCUGGGGUCAGAUACACCAAUGAGAAGACCACCUGGGUAGAUCUGAUCCACCGCAGGAUGGUGGUAGAGGAGGGGGGCGUGUCUCUGUCAGAGAGGCGCACAGACGGUGCUCUGUGUCGUAAAGUUCACUUGCACACGUCUCUCUCACAUCCCUGCCUCGGCCUCAACAUCCGCGGAGGAACAGAGUACGGCCUCGGUAUCUACGUCUCCAAGCUGGACCCAGGAGGACUGGCCGAGCAGGGCGGGAUUAAGAUGGGGGAUCAGAUCCUGUCAGCCAAUGGCGUGAGCUUUGAGGAUAUCACUCACAGUAGAGCCGUGGAAGUCCUGAAGAGCCAACACCACCUCACACUGACCAUCAAGGAGGCGGGGAGAUACCCAGCUUAUCAGGAGCUAGUGGCAGAGUACAGCUGGCUCGAUAAACGAAGCAGUAGAGCGUUCCAUUCCUCAUCGCGGAGGUCGGACUCGUCCUCCUCUGCCUCCUCUCUGUCCUCUGGAACCCCCCUCAGCUCAGUCGCUGGUCUCUCCCAGGCCACGCUGCCUCUCUCUCUGCCCCUCAGGUGCCAGAUGACCGACAUGUCCAGCUUGACAGAGGGCCAGAUUCUCACAGAUCCCAUGGAAAACGAGUUCCACGCAGAGACGAGUCUGAGCCGCGGCCCGACUGAGCUCCUGCGGGACUCGGCUAUCCGUAACGAAGGAGGAGGAGGAGGAGGAGGUGACGAGAGAAGAGAGGGGAGGAAAACGUCUCUCCUUAUGGCACUAAGCCGACCUGGUCCACCCAUCCGCAGGACCCAGAGUCACAUGACAGUCUCAGAAGAGGAACAGAGGAAGCAGAAGGGAGCAAGAGAAGAAGGUGGGAUCUCCCUGCAGCGUUCCAAAACCUUCCUCGGCCUGCUUUGGAAGAGGAGCUCGUCCAAGGAGCGUUCCAAAUCGCCAUCCCGAUCCGAACCUGGUCAUGGUACGACAAGCAGCAGGUUGUCAGAUCAGGAAGUGCUGACUCAGGUGGAGGAAAUGGCCACGAAGCUGCUGGAGGAGGAAGACGUAGCCGUCCUCGUGGAGAUCUGUAAGCGGUAUACAGUGGAGCGAGAGUUGAAGUCUCUUGUGCGCCCCCUGCUGGCCAUUCUGGAUGGACCGGAGAAACUCCUGUUACUGAGGGAGAUCAGACUGCUCGUCCCUAAGGAGGAUCUUCAGCAGUUCAACAGCACGGUGAAGCCCUUCGAGGAGGAAGCCUAUGACAUAUUAAAGAGACGCUCUCGACAGUCGUCCCCUCUGCGCUCCCCCAAGGCAGGCCACGCCCCCAAGCGCCACCUCAUCACACCUGUACCAGACCAGCAUGGUGGAUUCGAGCUUCAGGCAGCUGAGGACAUGGACAGACAGAACCGGCUGCUGGAACAAUUACAGCGUCUUCGUGCGCCUCAGACGCAGAACCAGACGGAGGAACCUAGCCAAGCGUCCUUCGCUCCUCUGCUGGACAUUCCUGUGGACUCAUAUUCUCACCCAGAUUCCCUCAAACACCCCAGAUCAUCUCCAACAAUCCCCAACUGGCUGCUGACACAAAAUCCACACUCUCCUCCCAGCGAGGACGACGAGCUCGAGACGACCUCGAGAAGGGGGAGGACUCCUUUCCGAAACGGACACUCGCAAAGCGAAGCGAAUAAAAAAGAGAAAGCAGGACGUGAUGUUUUCUUCACCGUACUGGACACCCCUCGUCACAGGAGGCCACUCCUGGCUCAGGUCUUCGGUCCACUCAGGAGAUCGCAGAGCUCCGAAGCGCCCUCUGUAGGACACAGCGGGGAAAAGCAGGCGCAAGAACCUCAGGAGUAUGAACUCAAAACCGUCUGCAUCAGCAAAACCAAGCGCUCACUGGGGAUCAGUAUCUCGGGUGGCGUGGAGUCCAGAGUGCAGCCCGUGGUCAAAAUCGAGAAGAUCUUUCCAGGAGGAGCUGCGUCUACUAACGACAUGCUGAAGGCUGGCUUUGAGCUGGUGUCAGUAGACGGCGUAUCUCUGCAGGGCAUCACGCAUCAGAACGCGGUGGAAAUCAUCCGCCAAGCCUUCAGCAACAAGCACACCGAUCCCAUGGAGCUGGUGGUGAAGGUCCCUAAACACUCCUGAGACACCACUGAGCUCUAAUCGCGCUUUAAACACCACGUUAUACUAAACUGCUGUGUAAAAACCUCGUCCGGACGCCUCACGUGACAGCGUGAGGGGAGAAAAAGAACACGGCCGCAUCCCAGUACUGUCUCUAACAUGCUCUCCUCCAGUUCUUCUCACGACUGGGAACCAACUAACUGACCAGCUAACUAUCUAGACUCUCUUUACUCUCUAGAUGCAUUUGAGCUGCUUGAAGUGAGACGUUACGUCACAUUUCGUCGAAUGUCCCAAACACACACACACCGUCAUGUUUCGUUAUAUCGCAGUGUUGCGAUGUUUCUGAUGUCUUAAAAAAAAACAAAAAAAAAACACCUCAUACGCCACUCAUUUUCAUCACCACGUUGUCCUCCGGGUUUGUUCUUCUUGUUCGACAGCCUAACUUGUGAUAUGAUUGGCCAGGACGCCGAUGUCACUCAGGGCUUUUCUGAAACGUUGAAGCUCUUUGAAUUAAUGCGGGAAAAAUAUAGACAUUGGCGAAUUUUUUAAUGCAAUCGAUUCUGAUUAAAAAAAAAAAAGAUCUGAUUUGAGCAGUUAUCAGAUUUAUUCAGGUGUUAUUAAAUCCGUUCUGGAAAAGAAAGCAGGAUUAAUCAGAGCUUGUACACUGUUUUUCUGCUAUCUGUAGUUUUCUCCAUGUCUGUGCGUGUACACGAAGAUUAAUUCGAUAUUAAACUGCUGAAAUGUGAGAGUAAAAAAUAUUCCUAAAUAAAUAUGGCUCUUUAUUAUGAAUGAAUAUGUGCAGAUCUACAUUAUUAAUAACGCUUAUGCAGCUGUUACUAAUAAUAGGUCUGUACAUGUAUUUUUAAAGUUUAAAGAUAAUGAAAGAAUCCAAAAAGACACUAUUUACAGAAUGCAGAGGUGAGGCAACAUCAUUAACGCAUCAGUCCAAGAUCUAUUGGACGCUUG